Dreissena polymorpha is the source of this 2444-nucleotide messenger RNA. RefSeq names its product G-protein-signaling modulator 2-like. Lineage: Eukaryota; Metazoa; Mollusca; Bivalvia; Myida; Dreissenidae. Gene Ontology annotation, molecular function: GTPase regulator activity; protein binding. The record is from RefSeq and is a predicted model, not a curated record. Bases 497 to 2158 code for a protein of 553 amino acids. The transcript has 14 exons.
AUUGUACUGUGUCUAACCUGCCAUAGCAAACAGCAUGGACGUAUAUGUUGGAGCAAGACGUAUUUUACAGACUGUUUUAAGCAAAAAGGCAUCAAUUAAGACUCAAGUUUAUUCGUCUUUGAUACAGAACAAGAAAGCGCUGUAUGCAGUUGUCUGUGAAGUGUUGAAGAAUGUCACCAUAUUGAAGCAUAUUGCUGGCACGUGUGAGGGUUUCCUGCGAGACAAGCAACUUAAACAUGACGUACACUUGGCCUUGGUGCUGCUGUAUGAACACAUGUUUGGUAGGGGAGUGCGAGGCAGAUUCAAGGUGAUUAUGGCGAGACACACGACAGGUCUUCAUGCAGCAUGUGAAAGACUGAAGAUAGAAGCAGGAGUUAGUGAUUUCAAACAGCUCUUAACAAACACACAACCUGAAGGCAAUGCACAUACUCUUUACCCAAGUAUGUCUGUAUCAAUACAUUGAAAAGUGACCUUACAACUGUGAAGAAAGCCUUUGAUGCCAAGUACAAGUUCCAGUGUAUGGACCUUCAAGAUUUCAGGCCAGCUGUUUUCCUGCCCAUGUGCUAUCCCCACCCCCUGGCUCCAUGGUGAUAGACUGCUGUGCUGCCCCGGGCAACAAAACCACACACCUGGCAGCCAUUCUAAACAACAAAGGAUCGGUGAGGCACGAGCCCUUUACAACCUUGGCAACGUGUAUCAUGCAAAGGGGAAGCACACCGGGCGAUCAGGGAAUCAGGACCCCGGGGAAUUCCCUGCAGAGGUCAAGGAGUGUCUGGUCAAAGCUGCUGAAUACUAUGAGGCCAAUCUAGCGAUAGUCCAGGAGCUGGGUGACAGGGCAGCUCAAGGUCGCGCCUGUGGUAACCUUGGCAACACACACUAUCUCCUGGGAAACUUCAGUCAGGCAAUCAUCUACCAUCAGGAGAGGUUAGCAAUAGCCCGUGAGUUUGGUGACAAGGCUGCCGAGAGACGGGCCUACAGUAACCUAGGCAACGCCCACAUAUUCCUGGGAGAGUUUGAAGUAGCUGCUGAACACUAUAGGAAAACUUUACAAAUUGCCAAACAGCUGGGUGACAAGGCGCUGGAGGCCCAGGCAUGUUACAGCCUCGGGAACACAUACACGCUCCUGAAGGACUACGAGCGGGCGAUAGAAUUCCACAUGAAGCACCUCAAGAUCGCCCAGGAGCUUGAAGACCGGGUCGGGGAGGGUCGGGCGUGUUGGAGCCUCGGGAACGCCCACACGGCCCUUGGGCAUAACGAGGAGGCUCUCCAGUAUGCCAGCAAGCAUCUCGAGAUCUCUAAAGAGAUUGGAGAUGAGACAGGUCAGGUGACUGCCCAGAUGAACCUUGCUGACCUCAAGUCAGUGCUGGGCAUCAAAGUGGGGCCAGACGAAGGUCACAGGCCCAGCCCCUUGGACCAUCUGGAUGUUGGAAUGUACCGACGUACCGGCGUCUCCCGGCGACACAGCAUGGAACAGAUGGAGUUGAUGAAGCUCACGCCGGACAAGAAAGGAGAGACAAUCCCAGUACAUGGCGGGGCAAGACCUAAUAUACCAAAGGUGCAGAAAUCCAUGACAGUGGCCACAUCAGAGACAAUCAUAGCCAAGAAUCAGGCCCCUAUGGUUGAGACACUGUCCCCAGAAGAUGAUGGUUUCUUUGAUCUGCUGAGCAAGUUCCAAGGUCGCCGUAUCGACGAGCAGCGGUGCAGCCUCAAGUUGCCUGGGGAGAAAAAUGGACUCCUGGAGUCAGAAAACAAGGAGAACAAACCCAAACUGGUGUCAACCCCAGACAGCGAGAACUUUCUGGACAUGGUGGCAGGCAUUCAGGGGUCACGCAUGAACGACCAGCGAGCCUCACUACCGCAGUUUCCAGGUCUCAACUCCCAAGCCGUUAUCAACCAAUACCUCCGCGAGAGAAACGUUAACGACGUACCAGACGACAGCUUCUUUGAAAUGCUCAUGCGUUGUCAGCGUUCCCGGAUUGAUGAUCAACGCAGUGCCCUACCACACAACCGCCCCGCCCCAACCGUCCCAGACGAAGAUUUCUUUGGGCUGAUCCAGAAGGUCCAGUCUAGCCGUUUGGAGGAGCAGAGAACCAGUCUACCCGAUAAGGAUGAAAUCUCGCCUCCCCAACAGGCCUCCGUGAAGAAGAAAAAGAAAUAAUGACUAGUCUCGUUUGAGUCCCAUAUGAGCGAGCAAGGAAUCAGGGGAUUAGGCUUGAAACUGUAUCAGCUUUUUAGAUGUUUUUAGAUGAAAUACUUGCGCUGAACCCUUGGAAUAUAAACUGCGUAUUUAGAUGAGAUAGUCUUGCGCUGAACCCUUGGAAUAUAAACUGCGUAUUUAGAUGAGAUAGUCUUGCGCUGAACCCUUGGAAUAUAAACUGCGUAUUAAGAUGAGAUAGUCUUGCGCUGAACCCUUGCAAUAUAAACUGCGUAUUUAGAUGAGAUAG